UAGAAAACAAAAUACCGGCGUACAGGAAGUGAAAGCAAUCAGCCAAUCAGCUCUACGCAAAUGUGCCAUGCGCGAUAGAUCCUGUAAUGGCAGUAUGGUCUCUGAAGGUUAACGUUAGCUUAAACAUCAGUACAAUAUAUUGAACUACUGUUGUCGUUUGGUUAGGAUUAGAUCCGGUUUGCUGUCGUUGUUGCACAGUGUUGAACUAUCUCCUCAGUGACCACAGACUCAGGUCAGCUGUCAUGGCUGGUCUGUCACACUACGCCAUGCGCAUGGCCAGACUGAGCGCACAGAUCUUCGGGGAGGUUGUGCGUCCGACAGACUCCAAAUCUAUGAAGGUGGUCCGGCUGUUCCAGGAGCCCCCCCUGGCUAAGAGAAAGGAGGUGUACGACUGGUACCCACAGCACAAGAUUUAUUAUGCCAUGACCCAGAAGCUCAGGUUUAUGGGACUGUUCAGGGAUGAGCAUGAAGACUUCAAAGAGGAAAUGUAUCGCCUAAGGAAACUAAGAGGAAAAGGGACACCACGGAAAGGAGAGGGGAAGAGAGCGCUCAAGAAAAAAUGAGCUGUAUCAUUUCUGCUGCCUCAUGUUUUCACAGGACUUGAUAUAUUUUUAUGGAGGCAGACAGCAGUGGACUGUGUGCACCAUCACUGUGGGGGACCUGCUAAUCCUGAACAAAUUCCAUUGGUCUGGUCAUGACUGUCCAGUUGUCUGAACCUUCACUGUGUUGGCAUGAAUAAUACCUGAGGUCAGCAUUACACAUGGAACAUCUUCAUCUAUAUCUGUGAUACUGGAGUGAAUCCCAUCCUUUACUGUUGAACAUGUAUGAACUCUUGCAUUUGCAGGGGGUGAAAACAGUAUGGAAAAUGAUAUAGCUAAUCAAAUGCUAAUAUGUCUUUAAGUUGAAACUUUGAAAAUGAGAUGAUCACUAUGAUCAUCGCGAGAGGCCUAUUAAGUAUUUGGUCAUGUCUUUCUAAGAUGAAUAAAAAGUUUGGGUGUACUGCAGCUGUACUGUA
Molecule: messenger RNA, 1015 nt
Organism: Lates calcarifer (barramundi perch)
Lineage: Eukaryota; Metazoa; Chordata; Actinopteri; Centropomidae
Gene: mrps33
Product: mitochondrial ribosomal protein S33
Exons: 3
Coding region: 243-563 (106 amino acids)
Cellular component (GO): mitochondrion
Source: RefSeq, a predicted model, not a curated record